This is a messenger RNA of Venustampulla echinocandica, 282 nucleotides long. RefSeq lists its product as uncharacterized. NCBI's taxonomy places the organism in Eukaryota, Fungi, Ascomycota, Leotiomycetes, Helotiales, Pleuroascaceae. The transcript is spliced from 2 exons. The record is from RefSeq and is a predicted model, not a curated record. Bases 1 to 282 code for a protein of 93 amino acids.
AUGGCGUCCGACCAGGCCCUCCCUACUCCCCCCGAUGCGCGACCCAACCAACCAACCAACCGCCGUCUGGCAAAGCCUCCAGGUCCAAGUCCAAGUCCAAGUCCAAAGUCCACGUCCACGUCCACGUCCAGCGAGAACGAGGAAGCUGGGGAAAACCGUCCUGAUUUAGCCUGUGGUUGGCUCCGCGCCGCCAUCAACCCGACGAGACAGCUGCAAUCUGCGAUACUCCGCCUGCGAGGUGGGAUCUGUCGUCCCAAGGGCGUCGAGGCGUUGACACCGUAA